Molecule: messenger RNA, 177 nt
Organism: Jaminaea rosea
Lineage: Eukaryota; Fungi; Basidiomycota; Exobasidiomycetes; Microstromatales
Product: DUF1909-domain-containing protein
Exons: 3
Source: RefSeq, a predicted model, not a curated record
AGAGCACAACAAAAGCGUGACCGCAAUGCAGCAGUGGCGAACAAGGGUCCCACCAGCCAAUUGAAGGCGAAUCAGGCGGCAAUGACAAUCAUCUGCAAUGUGUGUCGUCAGACCUUCCUGCAGACAGUCCGGGAGCCGGCGCUUAAGCAACACGCCGAGGACAAGCAUAAGAAGGUG